Messenger RNA from Ectocarpus siliculosus, 234 nucleotides. NCBI's taxonomy places the organism in Eukaryota, Phaeophyceae, Ectocarpales, Ectocarpaceae. The record is from the annotation of a GenBank genome assembly.
AUGAACGACGGUCAUGCCUUCGUGUUCGACUACAUGGAACCCAGGGCGCCCAAGGGGGGGGAUAUGAAGGGCGAGGGGUGCGAGCGCACGUGCGGCGACCUCCAGACCAAGGCCUGCGGCUGCACCGACCUCGCGUGCACGGGUCCCAACCCGCCGGGGGAGCAGCACAACCGACGCUGGGCCGUCUACGAGCUGCCCCCAAUGGCGCCGCCUCAGCACCAGCCCCGCUACUAG